Molecule: messenger RNA, 2180 nt
Organism: Epinephelus lanceolatus (giant grouper)
Lineage: Eukaryota; Metazoa; Chordata; Actinopteri; Perciformes; Serranidae
Gene: styk1a
Product: serine/threonine/tyrosine kinase 1a
Biological process (GO): positive regulation of kinase activity; cell surface receptor protein tyrosine kinase signaling pathway; multicellular organism development
Cellular component (GO): signaling receptor complex; plasma membrane
Molecular function (GO): ATP binding; transmembrane receptor protein tyrosine kinase activity
Source: RefSeq, a predicted model, not a curated record
ACCAUGCUGGUGACAGCAAAGUAGAAACAGAGGUUCCAACGUCACCAGUGUCUUCACUGGAAAUGUGUCUGCCUAUGGAUUUCACGAUUUAUUGCAGGCCAACUGCGAAAACAUGAAAACUGAGAGGGCGGACUUGAAUUUUUCUUACAGCUCUACAUUUGUAUGGCUCACAGGGACAGCGGACUACAUGUUUUGGAUAAGAGGAGCACAAAGAGUUUGAUACCUUUGCAGUCCCACAAAGAUGGCCAGCAUGUCAUCCAACUCCACGGCCGAUGUUGUGUGUGCACCGGACGACAACCUCUGUAUUGUAAGAGAGCAUCUGCAGGCAGUGAUUAUCGUCCCUACGCUGCUCCUCCUGGCAACUCUGGUCACCUUACUGGCCCUGCUCAUAAUGAGGUACCGUCCUCAACGGAAACGGUCACGGAUUGCAUCCCUUCAACAUCCCUACCACAGCUCAUCGCACAGACAUACACAAAGACACGGCCACAGACAUCACCUACAGGGUAUUGAUGCACCUGCAGGUAUAAACCCAUUAGAACAUGAAGAGGUGCCAAUGUCAGUUCAACAAGUGCAGCAGAAUGUCAGGCCGACUCUUGCUGCAGUACCACAGAUGUCCACAGGGAGGCAUCAUGGUUCCUUUAGCCAGAUCACUGCCCUGCCGCUGACCUUCUCCAUUAAGCCCAAUGACACAGUCAGCCUCUACAGAGCGCGCAUGGACAACAGGAAUGUCAUCCUGAGGAUGCUGAAGGAAACGGCAAACAACAGUGAGAAGCAGCACUUUUUGGGUUUUGCCUCUUUCGUGUCGGGGCUGGGGCCGCACCCCUUCCUACCUGAGCUGCUCGGUGUGGUUUCAGUCCAGCCGCCCCUCAUGAUGGUUGUGGAGGAACUGCAGCACAGAGACCUGCUGGGGUACCUGUGGAGAUGUCGACAGGAUAAUGCAGGUUCAGAGUCUCCGUGUCAAAUGACAGAGAAGAGGAUCUUCACCAUGGCAGGACAAGUGGCCUCUGCUCUGGAGUACCUACACAGUCAGCAGUGCAUCCAUGGCAACGUAGGAGCUCGCAGCGUUCUGGUUGGUGGAGAUCUGACAGCGAAGCUGUGGGGAUUAGGCUCGGCCUACCGCAGGAGAACACAGGCCCAUUCACCAGGGGAAGUAGAGGACAUGGAGAUGAGGAAGUGGCAGGCACCUGAAGUGUUAAGCAGACGACCCAGUGGUCGAAGCUGUGAUGUAUGGUCCUUUGGUAUCCUGCUCUAUGAAAUGGUCACAUUAGGUGACCCACCGUUUGCCCACAUCAUGGCGACUGAGCUUCUGCAGUAUCUUCAAAGAGGAAAGCAUCUCAAACGGCCAGCCACCUGCUCCAACUCACUGUACUCCAUCAUCAGAGGCUGCUGCCACUGGCGCUCUGACCAACGGUUCUCCAUGUCGGAACUCAUUAGAACUCUGCAGAACGGAGAGAAAUCAGCCAAUGGGAGGACAGUUCUCCGAGUGCCUGAACCACUGGACUUCGAGAAGUACCUGAGGGAGGCGGGAUAUGGAGAGGCUUACAACUAUGCUGUGCUCUGAUUGGCUGGGACCAACAUCAGUCAGGACUACAUUGGUGCUGUUGUCCUACUGGAGGACUGCUGCAAGAAUGAAGAAUGAAUGAAAGAAAAAAACUUUUAGCAGAAAAAUGCACAUUGCUUAUAUUUGUUUGAACUGUUGGAACAGUUAAACCUUUAUUUUUGAAAAGUAAUAUAUGAAUUGCAAAUAUUUCUUUUUCUGUAGACUAGCUAUCGUCCUCUUAAAGCCUAAUAUGAUGAAAGAGAACUGUAAAUUUCCUGCACUUUUUAACUGUAACAUAUAUAUUUAUAUGUACAAACAGCUUCUCCGAAGCAACAGCAGGGGAUGCACUUUAUAACAAUGUGAAUGUACUAAAAUACUGCACUAUAAAACUAGGAUUGCUUUUCUUUCCAUGUCUUCUAUGUGGACCAUCAAAGGAUGACAAUGCAGACUUUUCGUUCAGGGCAUGGAAACCUUAAAGGCAGCUUUUUGCAUCACACACAGAAUUAGCAUGAUACUCAACCAUGUAUUCAUAUUCAUACUAACUACCUAAGCAGGGUUAUACGUCAUUCUCAAAUGUCUUAGCCAAAGAUAUAAAUAAACUGUUAAUUGAAAACAGAGUUUGACAAGACAGAAAAACUGA